Molecule: messenger RNA, 3046 nt
Organism: Paramecium octaurelia
Lineage: Eukaryota; Ciliophora; Oligohymenophorea; Peniculida; Parameciidae
Source: the annotation of a GenBank genome assembly
AUGAGAUAGGCAGAAGUUGAAUAGGUCAAGAAAUUUUAAUUUUUUAAUUAAGAAAACAUUCAAGAUCAGAGAGCUAAGUACCCAAUCAUUUAUCUAAUUAUAUUAGUGGUGACCCUACAGCCCCAACCUUAAAUGACAUUGGAAUAUCUGAUGGAUGCGGAAUUGGCACCAAACUAUUCCUCUCAUCUCAAUCCAAAAAUCUUAUCUAUGUGUAUGAAGCCAAUUCCAUUCAAGGAUACUUCCAACCUCACAAUGAAUCCUUCAGAGUUAUGAAAUGCACUAAAGAAACUAGAGAAGUAAUAAUUAAUAAUUCAUGUAUUUUAAUAGGGAAAGCUAGUCACCUUUGGUAUAGAUAGUGAAAACAACUAAAAAAGCAGCUAUGUCAAAUUUUGGGAUCCAAACACAACCGACUAUCAAAAUAUGAGUAAAUUUAUUAUAAUAAAUUCCUAGAACCUAUUAAAGUUAUCUUAGUUAAUAAGGUUGGUUAACCAUUGCAGAAUUUCAAUUGCUUUUGUAUUGCUAAGGACUUAAGUGCUAUGGCCUUUGGUUUGCAAGAUGGCUAAAUCUUGAUCUUCAAGGCCAAAUCAUAGAAUCUAAUGACCAUGGAAUUCAAAGAUUAAAUCAUUUAAACUGACUAAGAACCAAUCAAAUCUGUCCAUCUCAGCAGGCAUGAACAAAAUCUCAAUUUGUUUUGCACUACUGACUCAAACAUCAUUUGUUUUCAGAAUAUGCAAAAUAGAAAGAAGUUCUCCAUUCCAGCUGGAGCUCUAUUUGAUUUGACAGCCAAAGGGACUCUGAUCGGAUGUCCAAAGGAUGACACAUCUACCAUAGUUGAAUAUAGUGACACUAAAAAGGAAGCUACCUGGAAUGUAGACGGAGAUAAAAUCGAAAUUAGAUUUUUCAAAUAAAAUUACUUAAUUAUGUUGAUCUCACCAAGAUAAGACAAAGAAUAGGUUGAUUAAUCUGUGUAAUUGACUAUCUUUGACCUUCUAAACAAUUAUAUUGCUUAUUAUAAGAAAUUUGAUAAGAUUUAAAGAUUUAUCCCAAUUGGCGAUUAUCUCUAUGUUAUUACACAAAACAAUAGAGGUGAGAAAAACUUGAUAAGAUUAACAGAAAAAGAAAAUACUCAUAAAAUUGAGAUCUUCUUUAAAAAUAACUAUUUCGAUGUUAUGUAUAGAUUCGCUAGCAACUAAUCAUCAGAUAAGACUCUAUUAGCUGAAAUCAGUAGACUGCAUGGCGAUCAUUUAUAUGAUUAACACGAUUUUCAAGGUGCAAUCAAAUAAUAUAUCAAUACUGCAGGCAUUCUAGAACCCUCGUAUGUAAUUGGGAAGUUCUUAGAUGUUUCACAUGUUGACUUCUUGAUUUAGUAUUUAGCAGCAUUGCAUCACGAAAAGUAAGCAGACAAAAACCAUACUGCCUUGUUGUUGAAUUGCUAUGUCAAACAGAAAUAGAUCACUAAACUUGAAGAAUUUCUUAAGGAAUCUAGUUUCGAUUCAGAUCUAUUUGAUAUUGAUACUGCUAUCAAAGAAUGCAGAUAACUAGGACACAUAGAUUUGGCUCUCAGAUUAGCUAAGUCUAGAUAAAAAAAUGAAGCAUAUCUGAGUAUCCUCAUUGAGACAAAUAAAGAUUAGAAUAAUAAGGAAUAGAAUAGGUAAGAUUGCAAGAGUGCUUUGAUGUAUAUAAGAGAAGAAAUCUAAUUGGAUGAAAAAGUAAUAAUAAUUACAACUAGAUUAGGCUUAAUAUUUGAAAGAAUUUGGACAAUAAUUAAUGAAGGCUGAACCAGAAUUAUGUCUUGAAAUUAUCCAAAAUUUAGUUUUACUCAUUAGUAUGGUGUAAAAUUUGAAAAAAAGGGUAGAUUCUCAAAAAGGAAUUGAAUCAAUUAGUAUUUUGACUCCUGAGGAAUUGAAAGUAUGGAGAUAUUUCAAUUUAUCAGAUGAAGAGAUCAAGAAGGUAUUCUCUAUAACAUUUGGUAAACCAGAUGAAUUUUUACACUUAUUUGUGGUUAACGAUGAAUAUUUAGAAAGCUAUUUGAAAUUCUUAAUAGAAAAUUGCAAAACAUUGCCAAAUGAAAAAGCCAUAUUCCAUAGAUACUUUGAAUAUCAUUUAGAGAAAUAUUAAUUAUUUUAUAAAGAUGAGAGUAGGAUUGGAAUUAGAGAUACAUAAUUGUAGAGCAAAGAAUAAGGCAUUAUGAAAUUGUUGGAGAAUCAGGAAAAUGAAAAGAAAUAUGAUAAGAAUCACUUAUUAGUAUUGUUUAAAAUGUACAAUUUUGUUCCAGGCAUUAUUUUCCUAUUGAAGAAGUUACAAAUGAGAGAGGAGCUAUUAAAUUUCUAUAUUAGUUUGAAGGAGAACGAUUAAAUAAUUACUUUAUGCAGUGAGUAUGGUAGAGAAGAAACAAAUCUUUGGAUAUAAGCAUUAAAGUAUUUUGCAAAGCCAGAGAACGGUGCUGAGAAUUACAUAGAAAAGGUUCUCGUUUUAGUGAGUAGUUUAGAAAAUCUUUCGCCUUUGCUUAUUUUAAACAUCUUGUCUAAAAAUAAAAAUGUUAAUUUUAAAUUAGUCAAGAAUUAUUUCACUAAUAAAAUAUCAAAGGAUAAAAAACAAAUUGAUGACUGUUAAAAGGUUGUUAAAGAGAAAAUGAAGAAAGCAGCAGAUUUGAGAGCAGAAUACAAGAAAUUAAAGACUUAAGCUAAGGUAUUCCAAUCCACUAAAUGUAAUUGUUGUGAUGCCAUUUUGAGUUUACCUUCUUAUCAUUUUCUUUGUGGCCAUUCCUAUCAUGAACAUUGCAUUCAUACGUAAGAUAAAAUAUUAUCUCCUUAGUGAAAGAGCCUGUCUCCUUUGUCCAUAAGACACCUAGAUGUUUUUCAAACGAAAAUAAGAAUUUAUUGAAGCAUCGAAGGAAACAAAACCAUUCAAAGAAAAACUAUAUGCAUCAGCAGAUAAAUUUGAUAUUAUAUGUGAGUAUCUAGGAUAGGGUAUAAUUUCGAAUCAGAAAGCUGAUUGAAUCAAUAUAAUUGUAUGUCAAAAUAUUAUAUAUGAAAAACAAAUCCGC